UUAGUCAGUUCGCAGAGCGAAACGGCGUCGCGAAGAACUGUAGCGUCUUUAGCUAGAAUUUCAUACGUAUUGAAAAAACCAAUCUUGGAAAAACGAAUUGCCAAGUACCGAAACAUAAAUGGACUGGUGCAGAGCCUAAACCCGAAAGGGAUCCCGGCGGGUUAGCGAGGCGUCUAUUCAUUCACAUUACUGUAUCCCUUUUGUUCUUUUGUUCGUCCUUUGCAUAAGUAUUUAUUAAUUUAUUACGCGAAAUAAAACCCUUUUCUCGGAUUCAAGAAAUAUUCCUUUCCGAAGGAAUUUACUCCACUCAAAAUUGACCAAGAAUUUGCAAAACCGUCAGACAUCGAGAUGCCAACUUUGUUUCAACAGUUGGCCUCAUCGUACGAAUCCGAAGGAGGAACCGGAGUAGACGCAUUAGACCGAAAUGACUCGCCAAAUCUGCAGCUGCAACCUCGUGAUAACCGCGAACAACUGCAGCUCCCGCAUCGCGAACGAGAUCCGCUGCAUCAGCCGGAUCGCGAGCAACUGCAGAUCUCCCAACGAGAGCAAUUGAAACUGCAGCAACAGCAGCGAGACCCGUUAUCUCUUCUGCAGGCGAAUCGGGAACGCGAACAGCUGCAGGUGCCACAUCCCAAUCGCGACAGAGAACAAUUGCAGUUUCAGCAACGUGAGCGAGAGCAAAUUCACAGAGAGAAAUUGCAGCUGCAAACUCGAGAACGUGAGCAAUUACAUCAGCUCCAGUCCAUCAGCAACCUGCUUUUGGAUUUGCCACCACCUUCCCCAUCGUAUCAUUCAAAUUACGACAAUUCUUGCGCUUUAUCAUCCAAGAACUCCAGCAUGGAUGAUAUGUCGAUUUCGGACCUUUUCGGUCUAGGGUUGCCUCGAGGAUCUUUAAUGAGUGGACAGUCAACUUGCAGCACGCCGGGAUUUCGACAUCAUCAGCAUUAUGGUCAAAACCAUAAUCAAAGCUCUACCGGCCCGUACUAUCAGCAAUUCGAGGAAAUUCGCGGGUAUGGAGGAAAUUCCUCUGUUGGCCAAGAAGUUCCAAGUUCUCCAACUUCAGUAACUACGCCUGGAAGUCCCAGCACACCUGGAAGUGUUUAUUCCAACCCUCACUCCUUUAAUCCCAUUGCGUGCGGCAGCUCUUAUAACUCUGCUUCUUCUUCACCCCCGAAUCGUUCACAAUUUCAACAUAUGGGGGAUCUGGGAUCUCCACCAUCUCCGAUUAAUUCAACGUACUAUGGCAGACCUAUACGGGGUUCUCCACCUUACAGCGACUGUAGCAGUCCAUCCACGGAUUAUUCUCAUAUGAGUGGAUGCAAUGGGUCCCGUUCUAAUUCACCUGCUGAUUCGGAGGCAAGCGGCGUUAGUAGCAUGGAUGGUUCCCUUUCCGAUAUUAUGAACUGUUUAUCGUUAAACUCGUCAUCCCACCAAUGUUACCCUCAAUCCCUGAGCUCCCUGAUGUCGCCAGAAAUGGAAAUGUGUCCAGGAAACAGAGCAGCCGCUUUUCAGCGCAUGGCAGCAAAGAAAUAUUUACCGUCACCACACCAACAACACCAGCAACAAUAUUUUCACCAUCAUCCGCAUAAUCAUUCCCGGAAUCAUCAUCACACUCAGCCACAUCCUGGUAGCUUUUUGAAUUCGUACUUGUCCUCGGAAAAGAGCUGUUGUCCCACUGUCAAUUCACAUAUGAUGAUGCGUUCUCCGCAACCACCAAUUCCCGAUUUCUAUAUGUCGCUCGAUCGAGCUGCACGCUGUCACAGAAAUGCAGCUGCACUAUGUGAAGCUACACGAACAUGGAGAGGAAUUUUGCCGCAGCGUACGCAAAAACCGACUGGCUACUCUCCUAAAGUUUUCCUUGGCGGAGUACCUUGGGACAUUACCGAUGCCAUGCUGGUUGCAGCUUUCAAGCAGUUUGGACCGAUUCGCAUCGAGUGGCCUGGAAAAGAACAACCAACUCAAAAAGGAUACGUCUACAUAAUUUUCGAAUCUGAAAAACAAGUCAAGGCUCUGCUCUCAUGUUGCACACACGAGUUUGCGAAUGGCGGUAGCUGGUUCUACAAAAUCUCUUCGAAACGAAUGAAAGCCAAGGAGGUACAAGUAAUCCCGUGGGCUUUGAACGAAAGCAACUACAUUAAAUCUUCCUCUCAAAAAUUGGAUCCACAGAAGACUGUAUUCGUCGGAGCUCUUCAUGGAAUGAUGACUGCUCCUGCAUUGGCUUUGAUCAUGAACGAUCUCUUUGAUGGAGUUAUUUACGCUGGAAUUGACACGGAUAAGCACAAAUAUCCGAUUGGAUCCGCCCGUGUGACAUUUGACAACACUUGUUCAUACAUUAACGCCGUAUCUGCCGCAUUCAUUGACAUCAAAACCGCCAAAUUCUCGAAGAAGAUUCAAGUAGACCCUUACAUCGAAGAUGCUCUCUGCUCCGCAUGCUCCGUGCAACAGGGACCCUACUUCUGUCGCGAAUUGAUGUGCUUCCGUUAUUUCUGUCGCAACUGCUGGCAGUGGCAACACUCAACGGAUUCAAUGCGAAUGCACGAGCCGUUGACUCGCAAUUCGAAAAGUAGUCAGAUGAUUGGAAUGUCGUCGAAUUUGGGAGCCAGCCUUUCCCGAUUGUCCAGCAGCUCUGCGAUUUAAAAAGCUCGUGUAGUCGAUGCAGAGCCACGUUCAGUUUGUUUUGACUAGUUAUUUGUAUACGGACACUGCACUGAUAAUAAUAAUUUAUUCUCAAUUACGGUGCAAGCUCAGUUUUAUCGCAAUGAGCUGCGGGCAGCUGGUCUUGACGAAAUAGGUACCAGAAUUCAUUUAUAGUUAGCUAUAAAAUACAAGAAUUCGUUUUGUUUCGUUAUCUUUACUACGUGAGCGAAGCACGCAAAAAUUGGAAGGUGUUGUUAGUUAAGGCGAAUUUAAAUCUCACAUGGAACGUGGUCGAUAAUGUAGCAUUCCACGUUUCUAUGAAGACUAUUUUUUUUUAUUUAUUGUGCGUUUAUUUAGGGACUGCGUCUCUCGUUGUCGUUUUACAAGAAAUCGAUAAGUAGAAGCGCCAAAAGUUCCUCACAGCGAUGAUAUGUGAUACUUGUUAUCAUGCCUUUUGUCAAAUUAAGGGCUCGCUCGAUUGUGGCUUUUAUAGUGACAAUGCCUUUUUAUCUGAUAGUUCUUGAUCAUACUACGUUCAGAGUCGUGAUUCACAGUGUCACUGCGAUAGAUCAGCCUAUUGCGUUCUCAGAUUUUUUAUUUUCAUCUCCACAGAGUUCCAUCAAAUCUUAAAUUGCGUGAUCUCGUUUUCUCGAUUUCGAUACUCGGGGGCGAAAUUGAAUAACUUUCAAACGGAUAUUUAUAGAAUAUGGAAUUAUUUUGUCCUUUUGAUGCUGUACGAAAGAUUUUCUAAGAUGUUAAAUUUGGAUUCGCGACGGAGGGGGGGGGGGGGGGGUUCUUUUUUUUAGUGAUUUGAUGAGAUUUCUUGGAACUUGGAGGAGUUGAAAAGAAAACACUAUUGUCCGUUUUGAGCAGCACGAUUUUCGUUUAAAUUUCGCAGUGCAUUAGAUACAGUUAAUAAAUUGUCGCCGAUUAAAAUUUAAAAAUAAGUCUCGUCCAAUUGGCGUGUUGCCUUUUCACGUCGAUUGAAAUAAUGGGUCUCUGUUAGUUUUACAUUAGAUUUAUACAGUGUAUGAAGAUAGGUAGACUGCCACUGUAGACUUAAUUUAUAAUUUAUAAUUAUUAUUAGUCGGAGCGGAAGCGGACGAAAUCCGCUUAAUUUAUUGGACUGUUUAAUCGUUGACGAAACGGAGAAGUACAUGGUCUACGAUUCUGGUGCGGAUUGUAGGAAAUCGAUUCGGUUUUUAUUUUUUGUUACAAUCUUACGUCUUGUAUUUUGUUUCCAAAGCCAUUUUCAAAAUCGAGUUGCUCAUAUUUUGAUAUGAUUUUGUUAAACGAUGAAAAUUUAUACUUUUGCAGAUAA
Messenger RNA from Belonocnema kinseyi, 3958 nucleotides. RefSeq names its product cytoplasmic polyadenylation element-binding protein 1 (gene orb). Gene Ontology annotation, cellular component: neuron projection; cytoplasm; nucleus. Gene Ontology annotation, molecular function: translation factor activity, RNA binding; mRNA 3'-UTR binding; mRNA regulatory element binding translation repressor activity. The record is from RefSeq and is a predicted model, not a curated record. Gene Ontology annotation, biological process: negative regulation of cytoplasmic translation. Bases 349 to 2637 code for a protein of 762 amino acids. The transcript is spliced from 12 exons. Lineage: Eukaryota; Metazoa; Arthropoda; Insecta; Hymenoptera; Cynipidae.